Leptosia nina is the source of this 1083-nucleotide messenger RNA. The record is from the annotation of a GenBank genome assembly. NCBI's taxonomy places the organism in Eukaryota, Metazoa, Arthropoda, Insecta, Lepidoptera, Pieridae.
AUGGCAAAGGAUCCGUUGGACGAAUUAAUAGAUUUCCUCAAGCCUGACUCGAGGGUCGAUCUAAAACAUAUAUCAUUAGACCAUUUACUAGGUUUAUCCGGCACAGAGGACGGAAUAAACAUAAUUUUGUCUAAGGAAAAGAUUCUACAAUGUAUUAUUGAUUUAACAAACGAUAAAGUUGAAGAAAUAAGUAAAAACGCUUUGUUACUUCUAAUUAAUGUCACUGCAAACUCGAAAGGAGUGCUAGAACUAAUAAAAUACAAACCGGAAGGUAAGAAGAAUGUUGUAGGAAUAUUUAUUGGUUAUGUUCUUGAUCCGCAGACGAAGAACGCUGACGUUGCUUGUAUGAUUUUAUCAAACAUAACACGAGUAGAAGAAGCCCUAAAGAUAAGUAUAGAUACAUUUCUACCGCAUCUCAAUGAUUUACUAAACGUUUUUGUAAACAUAGACUAUAAUAAGAAUGGUGCUAAUUUAAACUACUUAGCUCCACUAAUUAGUAAUCUAAGCUGUAAUAUAAGAGUACGUAGAUGGCUAACAGAAGAAAACCCCCACUUGCCGCUGAUAAAAUUGCUUCCUUUCUGCAACUACAGCCCAUCUAGUAUACGAAGAGGUGGUGCUAUAGGCACCUUACGAAAUAUAGCAUUUGACACUUCACAUCAUGUCUUUCUGUUAUCCAGAGAUUUGGAUCUACUGACCUAUUUAUUAACUCCCUUAAUGGGUAAUGAGGAGUAUGCAGAUGAAGAAAUGGAUGCCCUGCCAAUUGCUCUGCAGUACUUACCGAAGGAAAAAGAAAGGGAUCCAGAUAUUGAUAUACGCAAGAUGGUUUUAGAGACUUUAAACAAAUUAUGUGCUACUAAACAGGGUAGGGAGACACUCAGGAACAAUGGUGUCUAUUAUAUUUUACGAGAAUAUCAUAAAUGGGAGAAAGAUGCAAAGACCAGACUUGCCUGCGAGAAUGUAGUGGAUAUUUUAAUACAGAAGGAAGAAGAAGUUGGUGCUGAUGAUUUAUCCAAGGUUGAGGUACCAGCAGACAUGACGGAAAAGUUUCAAAAUAUGGAUGAUGAAUAUGUAAACAGUGUAUAA